AUGAGCGAAACAGCCCGCCUCAAAAGCACCGUUUAUGCCGGAGGUCUUGACCAGGCCGUAACAACACAAACACUGGCAGAAGCAUUUGUACCUUUCGGCGAAAUUGUGGAUAUUACUCUUCCCAAGCCCGAUACUCCCUCUUCGACGGAUCUUCAUCGGGGAUUUGGAUAUGUGGAGUUUGACCUCCCGCAAGAUGCGACAGAGGCAAUCGACAACAUGGAUGGCAGCGAGCUCUUCGGACGCACAAUAAAGGUUGCUGCAGCCAAGCCACAGAAGGAUAGCAAUGAGGGACUGGGUAGUAAGACUGCGAUUUGGGAACAGGAGGGCUAUCUGGCCAAGCACGCCGUCAGUGAAGAAGACAAGCUUGCGACAGAACAAGCUGAGGAGGAAUCAAAUGAGCGACCCCAGGACCCCAUGCAAGGACUGGAGCAGCUGGACGUUGCAGGUCCGAAACCCGAAUGA
This is a messenger RNA of Aspergillus ruber CBS 135680, 462 nucleotides long. Its product is annotated as RNA-binding protein. Gene Ontology annotation, molecular function: RNA binding. The transcript has 2 exons. The record is from RefSeq and is a predicted model, not a curated record. The coding region runs from base 1 to 462 and encodes 153 amino acids. Lineage: Eukaryota; Fungi; Ascomycota; Eurotiomycetes; Eurotiales; Aspergillaceae.